This is a messenger RNA of Aspergillus eucalypticola CBS 122712, 2701 nucleotides long. Its product is annotated as crossover junction endodeoxyribonuclease. The coding region runs from base 74 to 2701 and encodes 875 amino acids. NCBI's taxonomy places the organism in Eukaryota, Fungi, Ascomycota, Eurotiomycetes, Eurotiales, Aspergillaceae. The record is from RefSeq and is a predicted model, not a curated record. Gene Ontology annotation, molecular function: crossover junction DNA endonuclease activity; 5'-flap endonuclease activity. The transcript is spliced from 2 exons.
GAGAGCUUGAGCUGCAGUGCAAUUUUGUUUUCUAUUGGUAUCUUGACGGUUGGGAACAAGGGACGCUGUCCGAAUGGGGAUUCCGGGGCUGAUCCAUGCCAUCGGCGCUGGUGAACGUAUUUCCUUGUCAAAAUUGGCCAUAACCCAUUUGGAGCGCACAGCUAGGCCUAUUCGUAUUGCCGUGGACAUCUCGAUAUGGCUGUUCCAAGUGCAAGCUGGCCGGGGUGGUCGAAACCCCGAGCUACGAACGUUGUUUUACAGACUAUUGAAGAUUUUAGCGCUUCCAAUCCAUCCUCUUUUUGUAUAUGAUGGCAAGAACAAGCCGCCUUUCAAGAGAGGCAAAGCCGUGUCAAGUCGCAGUUACGGAAGUGCACCAAUCAUUCGGCUCUCUAAGAUCUUAGUCGAUCUGUUCAAAUUUCCGCGUCACGAGGCGCCAGGAGAGGCAGAAGCAGAGUGUGCAAGACUGCAAAGAGCAGGAGUUGUUGAUGCAGUCAUGACGAAUGACGUUGACGCUCUUAUGUUUGGCUCAACAUUUACCGUCAUGGGCUUUUCCAAAGAAAGUGGCAGCAGCACCGGGGCUGCAACACAUGUUACCUGCUACCGCAUGAACACCGAUGGCGAUCCUUCGAGUGUAAAGCUUGAUCGUGCAGGCAUGAUCUUGUUUGCCAUGUUGAGUGGGGGUGAUUACUUGCCAUCGGGAGUCCCUAAAUGCGGUAGCAAGCUCGCUGGCGAGAUUGCCAAAGCUGGCUUUGGCGCAGAUCUUCUUGAGAUCCUUGAGUCAGAUGGCGCCGAGCUCGAUGCCAGACUAAGCGAUUGGAGAGAGCGACUCCAGUAUGAGUUGGAAGAAAAUGAAAGUGGUUACUUUCAGACCAAGCACAAGGUUGUCCGAAUUCCCGACACUUUUCCUGAUCGGACGAUUCUGUCGUAUUAUGCGAAUCCUGUGGUUUCUUCGACAGGCGAAAUCAGAGCCCUUCAACACAACCUCUCAAAUGCUUGGGACAAGGACAUAGACGUUGUCGAACUGAGGAGAUUUGCUGCCGACGCCUUUGAGUGGAAUUACCGCUCUGGGGCUAGAAAAGUGACCAGAUUACUUUCUGAGCCGCUUCUAUCCUACCGACUACGCCUUGGAAGACAAGCAUCAGCAUUUCCCGCGAACUGCCCUACGUUGUCGAACAGCAACACGCCGAUGCUGCAAAAGAUCUAUAAAAGCAGAUCUAGCUAUAGUACCGACGGCUUGAAGGAGUUUCAGCUGGAAAUCAUUCCUGUCGACAUUGUUGGCUUGGACAUUCUUGCGGACGAGCCAAAUCCUCCACUUCCUUCUCAAGAGUCGACGGUCUCAGGGGACGAGGAGGAGGAACUGGAUGAUAAUGUGGUAUCGGUGCCUCAAUCCCCGGUAAAGAAACGUGUCGUAAAGCGCUAUGAUCCUUAUUCCUUUGAGAAGGUGUGGAUAUUCGAAACCCUAGCCUCGAUAGGACUCCCAGAUGUCGUGAAGAACUGGGAACGAGAGCAAGCUGAAAAGUUGGCGCCGAAGAAAACAGCGGCGCGAAAGACAGGGCCUAGGAAAAAAGGGCCUAUAGACCCGAACAUGAAGCGAGGUAGCAUCUUGAAAUAUGGUACCCUCACGAAGGAGCGAACCGAAAUAUCCCGCCACAAAAGUGCGCAGCUCUUAGAGGCAGCAGUCUCGGCCAAAGCAACUGCUGUACCUAGCCUGUCGAGUUCCCGUCAGUCUCAAGAUUCUCCUAAUCCUUCAAGGAAGCCAUCAGCGUCUGACAUAUCCAUACAGCAGCAGCCAUUGACUGACUCAAGUGACGAUUCGCCGAGCCUCGAUGAUCUAAUCGACAAAUUUUCUUCAUUGAGUCAUGCACCGUACUACACAACUAUCAAACAGCAGUCACCCAGAACAACCCGAGCACGUGGCAGAGCUGGAAGACAGCCUGCUUUGACAGAUGCCACCGUUCCAAAGACAAAGAAGUUGGCUUCCGCAGAGAGUUCUCCAGCUCUUUCGCCGACCAAAGAGAAUGCCCAGGCAAGCUCAAAACGCUGUAUGCGGAAGGGGGAUGCGACAGACGACAAGAAGUCUGCACUUCGUUCGAUAUCUCCGAACCAUGCAGGCCGCCAAAAUGCAUCGAAGCCCCGGCGCAAAGGAGACAAACUAACGUCUGCUUGCGAGGUUGAUAAACUACAACAAGCGAUAUCUUCCAUAGCAAUGGAUGACGCACAAUCGCGCAAGGACGCCACAGAACUCAUCUGCCUAGAUGAUACUGGGCCCAUGCCUCGAAGAAGCUCGCGCCAGAAGAAGGUGUAUAACACCAGGUCUGGCCCUGCUGGGGCCGCCGAGCGCAUAGCCCGCCCUUCGCCUUCUGUGGAGAACGGCGAGCCUGUCUUGGUAUCAGAAGAAGAUAAUGCUGUAGAUACAAGAAAGCGCCGGGAUCGUGAGAAUCCCUCGAGUCGGACACAAACAUCGUCCUCAACGAGCGAGCCCACGGAGCUCAAGCCUCGGAAAGGCAAAUCUUCUGAAAAGCAAGACGACAGUCCAUCGACAGUCUCACACAUUGAAUCUGUUGUUGUACACGACGGGUUCUGGACGACAGACACUAGCUCAAAAACUGGAUCUGCAGAAGCUGCAAGUACGACCGACAGUCGAACCAGUCGCGGCAAGAAGAAGCGGAUCGCCCGUGUGAGCAUCUUGGACUUGACCUGA